UGAUAAGAGUCUGCCUUAAGUCGUUAUCAGAUCGGUGUGACUCAAUGAUGACAAUAUAGAAGUACUAAUCUGUAAAAGUACUAAUCUGUGAGUUCAUUAGUAGUUUAGAAAUCACCAUGAGGUUCUCUGUGUUAAUUAUUGUCCUUUGUGUAACGGUACACAGCGAGUCUGACGAAACCACGAAACUACCACCAUCAUCAAAAAUAACAAUACAUCCAACAACAUCACAAAAAAUAACAACAACAACACCACCAACAACAACACAACCAACAACAACAACACUAAUAACAACAACACCAACAACACAACCAACAACAACAACACCAACAACAACAAUAGCACCAACAACAACACUACUAUCAUCAACAAUACCAUCAACAUCUCCAUUAUCAACAUCGUCAAUAACAAAAACAACACCAACAAUAUCGUCAACAGCAAACAUAUCAAUAACAGGCAUAACAGAAACACCAACAAAAACAACAAAUGUAACAACAGAUAUAGAAGAAAUAACAACAGAAACCACAACAAACACAACAGAAACAACAACAGAAAUCACAACAAACACAACAGAAACAACAACAGAAACAACAGCAGAAACAACAGAUACAGCUCCAAGCCACAACGCAAAUAAUAUCUCAAAAGUCACAAAACCAGCUGGAAACAACCCUAAUAAUGUGCAGAUAAGUUCGACAGGAUCAGCUACACAAAGUCCUACAGUACCCGCAACUACUACUACACAAAGUCCUACAGUACCCGCAACUACUACUACAAAGUCCGUGACACCGGCUAGUAGUUCGUCUGAUAACUACGACCAUGAACUCGCCAUUAUAUUCGGAGUGAUGCUGGGACUGAUGAUUCUGGCCAUUUUUAUCUUCUGUGUGUACCGCUGUUACAAGAGAGAUCAGGAGGAGUCUUACAUGGAGGGAGGGGGGGACAUCUCUAUCAAAAUGUCCAAAUUCUAAACGGAGACAUUAUCUUGGUGAAGAUGUGAAUGGCGUUUUAAAUGUUGACUGAGUGGUGUUCAAGAUAGACCCGAAUACAUGAUCAUAUCGGAAGUUCGAGUUCAUAUACUACUAUUAUGUACAUGUAUGAAGAACUACUGAGGAACUCUCUUGAGCAAUACUGUUAUAAUUGAUGAUGAUGUUUAUUUUAUGGUGAUGUGACUGUUCAAUGUAUCAUGGAUAAGUUGUGUUGUAUUAUUGUGAUGGUGCACGUGUGCGACUGCACGAGACAUGCUUUACAUUGUAUGUUCAUGUGUGCGGUUGUUAAAUUCAUCUUGCUAAUAUUAAAAUGUGUUUCAUCCA
Molecule: messenger RNA, 1304 nt
Organism: Ostrea edulis (European flat oyster)
Lineage: Eukaryota; Metazoa; Mollusca; Bivalvia; Ostreida; Ostreidae
Exons: 2
Coding region: 117-962 (281 amino acids)
Source: RefSeq, a predicted model, not a curated record